Rubroshorea leprosula is the source of this 2047-nucleotide messenger RNA. NCBI's taxonomy places the organism in Eukaryota, Viridiplantae, Streptophyta, Magnoliopsida, Malvales, Dipterocarpaceae. The record is from the annotation of a GenBank genome assembly.
AAAAAUAUAUGAAUAAAAAUAUGACAACCCUGAAAUGCAGAGAGAAAAAUAUAGAUCAUAGUUGCAAACAUUUUACAGAGCCAUAAGCCUAUUUGUCCAACAGUUGCACAUGCCUUCCCAUCAAAUUCUACUUGUGGUCUUGGAAGAUCAGCAAAGCUUAACGACAUGGAAGAACAUGAAUCAAAUUGUCUCAAAGGUGAGAUCUAUGUGUAGACAUAAUCCUAUAGGAUAAAAAUAGGUCUAGUUCCUUUGUUCUUCUCCUCCUUUUUUCCGCUCUCUUCCUCUCCAUCUUUUAGUGGGUAGUCCCAAAUUCGUAUUGAACCAAGUUAAUUGAAGUAAAUCAAAGAGGAAGAAGAAAAAAACAAAACAGAGAAUUAAACAAAAACCUGCUACCCCCAAACAAGAUAAGCAUCAGACAAGUUUAAUAAAUUCACAAGUUUCAUCAAUUCACCCAUGCCGAAAUGAUGAACAUUUAGUAUGCUUUUAUUUCAGCAAUUAUUUGUGUUGUUUAAUGGAUGUGUCUAAGCGUUAUAUAUAGUUAUCAAUACUACCAUUUAUGCUAGUGUUGAAUAGGCUAAAUUUCCUCUAAAUAGAAGGUCUCAAACAAUUAAAAAUACAUCAUUCCACAAAAGGUCACAACAUAAUAAUUGAUAUUGAAAUCAGCUAGAUAUUCCAUAUAAGGCAUAAAAAUCACCUACACUUACAUAAAGAUUUCAAACACUCAGUGAAUAACAAUAAAUAAUCUCCAUUCUUUCUCUGUUCUAACUUUAAAAAAGAAUAUAAUGGAGAUGAAUAAAAAAUCAACUGGUGCUUACAUCUGAUUUUGGCAAUAGAAUCAUCAUUAAUUAAGAGUCAAGACCAGAGAACCAUCCCUUAUUUUCUUGCUUCCAAGUGCUGAAAUCGGCAUUUACUCACAAGAAAAAUUAUGCGAUUGAUGCGGCAGCAUAUUGCAGGGAGCUAGAUGGAGACAGUAUUUUAUGAACAGAAAAACUAACUUUUCUAUGAUACAUAAAAAAUUACCUGCUUAGGGAACAUACAUUAAGCUAGAAUUUUAAAACUCCAGAUUAAACAAAGCUGUAGGUUAUAGGAAUAAAUUGUUUUUUACAUAUAUUCAAUGAUUAUCAGCUUCCACUAUUGUCAUCUAACAUGGAAAUUUGUUGGCCAGAUAAAGAAAAAGCUCUCAAUGUUUACAUAUAAACUGAAAGUUCCAAGCAGAUAGAAAAUUGAAUAUAUAAUUUGGAAACAGAAAAGGCUUAUCCAAUUUAAAUCACUAAAUCAAAUAUUAUAAUAGCAACAAAGCAACUUGUAGAAUCAAAUAUCUUAGUGUUUGUCUAUUUCAUGUUGCCAUGUAGCACCAUCCCAAUAAUCAACUCACAUAUCUCCCCGGUAUUCAUGCACACUCAAGUCAAUGCUCAUUCUCACAACUUGAGUUGGCUAUUGGAAACAUUGAAAGACAACACAUGAGGUGUAGAUUUCUUAAUCUAAUGUAAACAUCCAUAGCUAUAACCUUAUAAAAUAUAAAACAUAAUUUUUUUAGAAUUCACUAUUUUGGCAAUUUUCAAUGUCAAUUCAUCUGUAAUUUUAUUUUUGUCCUUUAAAUUCAAUAAAUCAACGUGAAGACUUGUAACCAUUUAACAAUCAUGUAAGAACACCUAAAGUUUCAUUAAACUUAAAACAGGAACAAAAGUUACUUAAACUUUUGUUGGGAAAAUGCAAGGAUGUAAUGAACAUAAUUCAUAGCUUUAAAAAGCCUAAAAUCUGCAUAUUUUCUUAUAAUUGUCACAUCAUGAAUUGAAUAGAAAGAGAUUAAGAAAGAGAUUAAGAAAGAGUUAAAUGUUGAAAACCUGCUUAACCAAGACAACUUGAGCAACCAAAAGUACAGCAAAGACUGGAGAAGUUUUUUGGAGAAGAUAAGCACAGCACCUGAGAAGUAUGAUUGCAAUCAAAGUCUUUCAAAAGCUAGUCUCCAAAAAAACUAGUGUUCUGCUUGAUUGCUUUCUCCAAUGCUUCUAACUGAUAGCUAGAAUUAUAAAGAACCCAUUACAAA